AUGGCCGAGCAGUCCCAGCGGGAUGGCGGUCAGAAUUCCACAACCAUACAUGAGGAGUCAAGACAACCCUGCAAAGGACUCAUCAAUGCAAACCGAUUUGAUGACUUCGGCCUUGAGGACACUGCUAAGUGCUUCUCAGAGUGUGCACAGUCAGGGAAUGAAUCCUGCAAUCUGGGAAACUUGCAGAGAUACUGGCUGAACUAUGAGAUCCAUCUGGUGGAGAAGAGUCUGACAGAGACAGUGAAUAUGAGUUUUUUGAAGGCUCUUGUCAAGAACAUCAACACCAACAUCUCAGAAGACCUGCACUUCUCUCUGACCCUGUCUCAGAUUCCGAAGCAGGUGACAGAGGACGAGCACCAGCACCCUGACAGAGUCCGGCUGCCCAGGAGCCUUUUUAAAUCCUUGCAGGGCAGCAGGCCAGUGGUUCGGUUGGCCAUAACCAUCCUGGACGUUGGUUCGGGGAAUGUCUUCAAGGGUCCCCGGCUCAGCCUAGAGGAUGGCAGCAGCCUGUUGAACAAUCACGUGGUGGGCUUGAGUUUGGGUCGUAUAAAUGUCACUGGCCUGGUUGAGCCUUUGGAGAUCACCUUCUCCCACCAGCACCAGCCUCCUAACAUGACCCUCAGCUGUGUAUUCUGGGACGUGACUAAAGGGUCAUCAGGAGACUGGGCUUCCAAGGGCUGUUCCACAGACUUCGGAGUCAAUAGGACUAUGUGCCGCUGUGACCACCUGACCUUCUUCGCCCUGCUGCUGAGGCCGAUCUUGGACCAAGUCACUGUAAAGGCCCUCACACGCAUUUCCCAGGCUGGCUGCGGAACCUCCAUGAUCUUCCUGGCCUUCACCAUUGUCCUCUACGCUUUCCUGAGGUUUUCCCAGCAGAGGUUCAAGUCCGAAGACAUCCCCAAGAUCCACGUGGCCUUGAGCAUCAGCUUAUUUCUCCUGAAUCUGGCCUUCUUCAUCAAUGUGGGGUAUGGCCUGAAGGGGUCCAAUGCUGCCUGUUGGGCCCGGGGGGCCGUCUUCCACUACUUCCUGCUCUGUGCCUUCACCUGGAUGGGCCUGGAAGCCUUCCACCUCUACCUGCUCGCCAUCAAGGUCUUUAACACCUACUUCAGGCACUACUUCCUGAAGCUGAGCCUCGUGGGCUGGGGCCUGCCUGCCCUAAUAGUCAUCGUCACUGGGAGCACCAACAGCUAUGGCCCCUAUGCCAUCCGUGACAAGGAGAACACCACCACGCUGGAGCUGUGCUGGUUCUGUGAGAAAACUGCCAUCUCUGCGCUCUACGUCACUGUCCACGGCUAUUUCCUCAUCACCUUCCUCUUCAGCGCCGUGGUCCUGGGCCUGGUGGCCUUGAAGAUCUUCACUCUGUCGAGUGCCACAGCGGGCAAGGAGAAGAGGCAGCACUCGAAGGGGGUCCUCACCCUGCUGGGCCUCUCGAGCCUGGUGGGCGUGACCUGGGGGCUGGCCAUCCUCACACCCCUAGGCCUGUCCACCACCUAUGUCUUUGCACUGUUCACCUCUCUGCAAGGUGUCUUCAUCUUCUGCUGGUUUGUUGUUCUCUACUUCCCAAGACAGAGCACCAUGACCUCGUCUUCCGGCACUGCCCGGGCUGACCAGGCCCUCACCGUGUCUCAUGAAUAG
Mesoplodon densirostris (Blainville's beaked whale) is the source of this 1635-nucleotide messenger RNA. It is a transcript of the gene ADGRG3, whose product is annotated as adhesion G protein-coupled receptor G3. Gene Ontology annotation, molecular function: G protein-coupled receptor activity. The transcript is spliced from 12 exons. Gene Ontology annotation, cellular component: membrane. Gene Ontology annotation, biological process: adenylate cyclase-activating G protein-coupled receptor signaling pathway; cell surface receptor signaling pathway. The record is from RefSeq and is a predicted model, not a curated record. Bases 1 to 1635 code for a protein of 544 amino acids. Lineage: Eukaryota; Metazoa; Chordata; Mammalia; Artiodactyla; Ziphiidae.